AUGCCAUGCUUCGCCAUCGGCAGGGACCGGAACGGGGUUUGUGGCAUCCCAUGGCCCUGGAAGUGGUGGAGCCAUGACGAGCCCCACCUGGUGCAGCAAAGAUCUGGCCGAUGGGUGCUGGCAGCCAUAGGAGGUAGUCCGAGAGAGGGCGGAUACACCUUCAAAAAGUUGGAUGAAAGCUCUGGAUUGCUGCUUGAUGGUGGCGAGGAGGUGGCCCGAGUGAUCUGCAAAAGCCUGAGCCACGAAGAGCUGAAAUGGACCCGAAGCGCCAAAGGUCAUGACCUCACUGGGGUGACCAUCACCAAGUCCGAAGUCAUGCAGGAGAUGCAGAAAGCCUCCAACGAGGGCGCAUACUUCGUGCUCCCAUCACAGCUGAAUGGGGUGGAUGCGCCGAGUCCCGAGCGGGUGCUCAAGAGCCUGGAGGAGUGCAAGUCUGAUGCCACGUUGUUUGAAAGGCGUGGCAUCAGAGGGCACUUGGCCCUACACCCAGCAGUGAGUCAGUUUCUGCUGGACAAUGCGCGCGGAACUUCGCGCGGCUCCGGACUGAAUAGCGUAGGGAAGGUGUUGGAGUCAAUCAACUCGGACCGACUGGAGUUUCAGAAUGGCUACCUGCGCGUGCGCCCUGAGAGCGAGGAAUCCUUGCGUGUGCUGGUGGCAAAUCUGCACAAGACGCAGCCGCUGAUUCUGGAGGAUGUGCCAGUGGUGGGUUUGCAGCACAGCAAGCUCUUUACUUCGUCCUUCCAUUUGGUACACGUGGCCUUUGCAUCUGCCUGUCCUUUGGAUCAAAGACAUCGGAGCGACAACUUCCACGAGGAGCUUUCCCGGAGCAUCUUGUCCGUGCAGUACCUGGGUGCUCUGCGGAGGGCUGCAGAGAAGGCGGCUGAAAACGCCAGGCAGAAGGUCUUCUUGGUGCCCCCAGGUGACCCUGGGGAAAAGUAUUUUUACAGCCGCAUCUCUGAAAGCAUGUCGCGAGCUGUUGCACUUCUGGGGCCGGAAGAUUUCAGGAAAUUGGAGGUGCAUAUCUUACUGGAGGAGUCGGAUUUCGACGAAUUCUGUAGCGAGCUGAUGUUUUAUGGAGUGAACCUCUGCAGCUGA
Cladocopium goreaui is the source of this 1095-nucleotide messenger RNA. The record is from the annotation of a GenBank genome assembly. Lineage: Eukaryota; Dinophyceae; Suessiales; Symbiodiniaceae.